UCACUAUUGGUUGACUACAUCUAUAUAUAUCGAAGUAAUUAAAUAUAUAUAUAGGUUUUGUAUCUAUAGAUACACAUUCAUAUAUAUGCACUCGAUAUAUAUAGACGCACAUCUUCUCUUCCAAAAGCUGGAAUACUCGAUCCUCACAGUCACACAGCUAGCAACGCCGGCGGCCAUGCAACCACUCGCUGCCGGCGGCGGCGUCUCUUGGCCGUUGUACGCCGCCACCGUCGCGGCGGCGCUGCUCGUCACCGCCAUCGUCCUGCGGCUCGCCGCGCGGUCGACGGCGGCCGCCUGCAAGGCACGUCCCCCCGCCGGGUCUCUCGGCUGGCCGCUCGUCGGCGAGACGCUGCAGUUCAUCUCCGCCGCCUACUCCUCCCGCCCCGAGUCCUUCGUCGAGAAGCGCUGCCGCCGGUACGGGAAGGUGUUCAGGUCGCACCUGUGGGGGUCGCCGGCGGUGGUGAGCGCGGACGCCGAGGCGAGCCGCGCGGUGCUGCAGAGCGACGCGUCGGCGUUCGUGCCGUGGUACCCGAGGUCGCUGAUGGAGCUGAUGGGGGAGUCGUCCAUCCUGGUGCUCGGCGGCGCCCUCCAGCGCCGGGUGCACGGCCUCGCCGGCGCCUUCUUCAAGUCGCCGGAGCUCAAGGCCCGGGUCACCGCCGACAUGCGCAGCCGCCUCGCCGCCGCCAUGGACGCGUGGCGCGCCACCGCCGCCACCGGCGCCGGCGCGGCCGUGCGCGUCCAGGACGAGGCCAAGUUGAUUGUUUUUGAAAUCUUAGUGAGGGCACUGAUAGGGUUAGAGCAAGGUCAGGAAAUGAAUUACCUCAGGCAGCAGUUCCACAUAUUCAUUGCCGGCCUGAUCUCCCUGCCCAUCAAGCUUCCAGGGACUCAGCUCUACAGAUCCCUCAAGGCUAAGAAGAGGAUGACAAGUUUGAUACAAAAUAUCAUUCAAGAGAAAAGGAGGAGGAUCUUUGAAGGCAAGGAUCUCUGCGCUGUUUCGCGCGACUUGAUCGAUGUGCUGAUGAGCAACGGGAGCGACGAGCUCAGCCUCACCGACGAGCUGAUAUCCGACAAUAUGAUCGACUUCAUGAUCCCCGCAGAGGACUCCGUGCCAGUGCUCAUCACACUUGCCAUCAAGUACCUCAGCGAAUGCCCAUUGGCUUUGCAGCAACUAGAGGAGGAGAACAUGGAGCUGAAGAGGCAGAAAUCAGACGUGGGCGAAACCCUAGAGUGGACAGACUACAUGUCACUGACGUUCACGCAGCAUGUAAUCACGGAGACCCUACGGAUAGGCAACAUCAUCAGCGGGAUAAUGAGGAAGGCAGUAAGGGAUGUGGAGGUGAAGGGGCAGGGUGACGUGGUGAUCCCCAAGGGGUGGUGUGUCCUCGUUUACUUCCGUUCUGUCCACCUAGACGCCAACAUCUACGACGACCCCUAUGCCUUCAACCCAUGGAGAUGGAAAGAGAGGGACAUGGCGGCCGCGACUGCCAACAGUGGUAGCGGCUUCACUCCCUUUGGGGGCGGGCAAAGGCUAUGCCCGGGGCUAGACUUGGCCAGGCUCCAGACCUCCAUCUUUCUCCACCACCUCGUCACUAAUUUCACGUAUGUCAACUAUACCUACCUAAGUGGGUGGCACAGGGGGACGUCGUCGUCAACUUCCCAACAGUGCGGCUCAAACGAGGAAUGCCCAUCAAGGUCACGCCCAAGACAUAACAUGCAAAUCAGUCCAGAUCAUUUGAAGGUGAGAGGAGAGUGAACUAUACACGUGUAUGUACAACAAAGAGAGAACAAAUGACAGUUUAGAUAAAAGGAAACCAGAAGCUACAGUUCAGUAAAUCCUGUUUCUUUUUCUCUGUUUUUCUUCACCCCUUUGUGUGGCUAUGUAAAGUCGACCAGUCUCUGUUCGAAGUUUCCCACCAGUUUGGUGAAAGAGUUGAAAGGCUAAAAGCAACAGCAUGUAGAUCAACAAACAUGUGUAAAUACUUGCUGAAUCAGUGCUUUCUUCGAGUAUUUCGAGCAUGUGGCUAACUUGAUGUGA
Messenger RNA from Oryza sativa Japonica Group (Japanese rice), 2035 nucleotides. Its product is annotated as cytochrome P450 90D2. Gene Ontology annotation, biological process: sterol metabolic process; brassinosteroid biosynthetic process; multicellular organism development. NCBI's taxonomy places the organism in Eukaryota, Viridiplantae, Streptophyta, Magnoliopsida, Poales, Poaceae. The record is from RefSeq and is a predicted model, not a curated record. Gene Ontology annotation, molecular function: oxidoreductase activity, acting on paired donors, with incorporation or reduction of molecular oxygen, NAD(P)H as one donor, and incorporation of one atom of oxygen; heme binding; iron ion binding.